Molecule: messenger RNA, 1064 nt
Organism: Bombina bombina (fire-bellied toad)
Lineage: Eukaryota; Metazoa; Chordata; Amphibia; Anura; Bombinatoridae
Gene: RIMS3
Product: regulating synaptic membrane exocytosis 3
Exons: 7
Coding region: 138-1064 (308 amino acids)
Biological process (GO): positive regulation of synaptic transmission; regulation of membrane potential; regulation of synaptic plasticity
Cellular component (GO): cytoskeleton of presynaptic active zone; presynaptic membrane
Molecular function (GO): transmembrane transporter binding; small GTPase binding
Source: RefSeq, a predicted model, not a curated record
GAAAAGACAAGGGUGUGUUCUACAAAAGAAAAGGAUUAAGAGCAACACUGACAGCUGGAUAUCAACAGCUGAAGACUUCUCCUUUCACUGCUUAGAGCUCAUAAGGCUGAAACACAGAAAGAUCCCUCCUCCUUAAAAUGUUUAACGGGGAGGCCAGUUCCUCGGCAAAGAAUGUCAUCCGGAGUUCCAGCAUCAGUGGGGAGAUGUAUAACCUUGAGAAGGGUAACUCAGGAACACCGGAUGCAUCCGGCACCACCACAACUAAAAAGAGGAGGUCUAGCCUGGGAGCCAAGAUGGUUGCCAUUGUUGGACUGUCUCAGUGGAGCAAGAGUACUCUACAACUAAACCAGCCUGAUGGUACCACAAAGAAGCUACGUAGUAAUAUUCGGCGCAGCACAGAGACAGGCAUUGCAGUGGAAAUGCGCAAUCGAGUGACAAGGCAAGGCAGCAGGGAAUCCACUGAUGGUAGCACAAACAGCAACAGCUCCGAUGGCACAUUUAUCUUUCCCACAACCCGGCUAGGAGCAGAGAGCCAGUUCAGCAACUUCCUAGAUGGUCUGGGGCCAGCGCAGAUUGUAGGGCGACAGACACUGGCAACGCCUCCUAUGGGUGAUGUUAAUAUUGGAAUGAUAGACAGGAAUGGUCAGCUGGAAGUGGAGGUUAUCCAGGCCAGGGGUCUGACACCCAAACCAGGCUCCAAAACUAUUCCAGCUCCAUACAUAAAAGUAUAUCUGAUAGAAAAUGGAGCAUGUCUCGCCAAGAAAAAGACCAGGACAGCCAAGAAAACCUGGGACCCGGUAUAUCAGCAGGCUCUACUGUUUGAUGAGGGACCCCAAGGCAAAGUCUUACAGGUGAUAGUUUGGGGUGACUACGGGAGAAUGGACCACAAAUACUUCAUGGGAAUGGCCCAGAUCCUUUUGGAGGAGCUGGAUUUAAGUACAUGCGUUACAGGCUGGUACAAACUAUUUCCCACAUCCUCAAUUGCGGACUCCAGCAUUGCUCCGCUCACACGCCGACUCUCUCAGUCUUCACUAGAGAGUUCCACCAGCCCGUCAUGCACUUAA